AUGUGUUUAGCGAUAGUUGACUGCAGUGAUUCCAUCUGCGCCGAACUUGUACAACCAUUCGAUAUUGUACCGUGUUUUGCGCGGGAUGUACAACCACUUAUUGAGGCACCGCUUCUUCGCAAAUUGCCUCAACCGAAUCAGUUGACAUAUCUUGAAGCCGGCUAUGGUUUACUAGAAGAACGAAUUACGAAUGCACUUAGUGAUUCGACUGGAGAAGCAGUCAAAAUGGGUGGAUCAGAAGAUCUCCUCCACUACCCGAUUGACUCCCUGGUUAGGAUGCCAUUAGAUGUCCUUAAGAGAAAUUUAGGUGGCAAACUUCCAAUCGAAAUUGAUCGAAACAAAAGUGACUCUGGAACGUCAAUGAAAGCUAAAAGUCGCCCGGACUUUAUUCUUCGAGUCAACAGUGUACUUAUCAUGUGGGGUGAAGAGAAGCAAGCCUCAAUGCAAGGAGCCUUGGAGGAUAUGAAGAAUAAAUUUGGAAAGCUUGAACCCUUGCAUUUCGGGGGAAUAAAGUUUAUGAUCUGCUAUGCUGGGGCAAACGCCAUACCACGCGUCAAUAUUUGGAACCAGCACAUGGUGAUAUCUAUUUCGAUGAUGUCCCGUAAAUUUAUGCGGGAGAAGUUGUACAAAGAGUGA
Paraglomus brasilianum is the source of this 636-nucleotide messenger RNA. Lineage: Eukaryota; Fungi; Glomeromycota; Glomeromycetes; Paraglomerales; Paraglomeraceae. The record is from the annotation of a GenBank genome assembly.